GCACCGCGCACCUCACACCGCGCACCUCGCACCCCGCCGGGCCCCAGGCCCACCAGGCCUCCUGCACGGGGUGCGCCGCACGGAGUGCACCUGCAGUGCACCAGACGGAGUGCGGCCACUGCGGCUCAGCAGCGCGUUCGGCAGGCCCUGCUGGCGUUGGCGGUGGUUGGCGGACGUUUGCGGCGGUCCGCGGUGCGUUCGUGGGCCAUGCGGUGCGACCCCGCGGGCCAUGGCGCUGCUGGAAUCGUGCUGCUGCUGGCGCUCCGUGCGCAGGGGCAGCUACGCCAGCGCCAUCUACACCAUGGUGUACUUCUCGCUGACGACGCUGGUGGUGGGCUGCUACCUGUACGAGGAGCAGGUGGUGAUGACGGCCACCAACUCGACGCGGUCUGGGGGCUCGGGCGGCACCACCGUCAGCCUGCUGCAGCCGGACGCCGCGUCCGAGGCGGCCGUCGCCUUCAGCGUGGUGGUGCUGGUGUGCUCCACGUGCGGGCUGCUCAGCACCGUGCUGCUCCUCGUCGGCCUCCGACUGGACAACCGGAUGCUGCUGCUGCCCUGGAUGGUCGUGGUGACCGUGACCGGCGUGGUGGACGUGACGCACAUCACGCACGUCCUCAUCACCGAGGCAAACUUCAAACCCGAAGUCGCCAUGCUCUUCACAGUUGACUUUUUCCUGCUCAGCCUAAAUGUGUACUCCCUGCUGUGCGUGGUGUCGCAGUACCAGGAGUACAAGGCCGGCAGAGGGCGGGCCGUGGACGACGACAACCUCCUGAGGUUCGCCCCCGUGCGGUACCUGGCGCAGCCCACCGCCACGAGUGGGCUGAGCACGCGGCGCGGCACGCACACCACGGUGCACGACGCGCACAGCCCGUCCGGCGACGCGCGUGACGCCAACGGCGCCAACGGCGCCCUGGACGCCGCCCCCUUCAGCGCCAACGGCGGCCACGGCGUGGACAACGGCGGCACGGCUGUGCGCCUGGUGGUGCCGCCGCCGCCGUACUCCAGGAGGCCGCCGGGCUCGGGCAGCUCGGGCAUCCCGACGACGCAGGGCAGCACCCGGAAGCACGUGCAGUUCCCCGACAUGUCCAACGCCAGGGUGGUCCUGGACGAGGACUCCAGCCAGGGGGACUCGCCCGGCACCGGAGUCGAGGACGGCAGCGCGGGACUGGAGUGGCCCAUCCCGCAGGACGAGAAGGCCCUGCUCAGCUACCACUGAGAGGAAAAAAACACUUGGACUUUUGUUUGAUGGCUAGUGAGGGUCAUACCCAUGCAAUUAUAAGUGAAUGGCAUCAGGGUGAUGCGAGAAGAAUUCACCCAAACUGAUUUCUUAAAUCAAGAACGUUAUCAUCAGAGCACAGCAUUGUGCAUUGAUGGGACAAACAUGUUCAGGGUGAAGUGCUGGCCGCGUGCUUUGGGUGGAAAGUGUGUAGUGUCUCGCGUUGCGUUGUUGGACAGCUAGUGACACAAUUACAUUGAUAAAUGUAUAAACAAAUUAUAGAAAUAAAUUAGAUGUUACAAAUUUAUGCUAAGGUGGUGUGCAACAUGGGAACACCAAUGUCGUCUGUGAUGUCUGUGGGAGAGCGGUUCGGGGAACACUGAGCUUGGAGCUGCAUGAGCCCAUGUUGUUGGCAAUGCUGUUGGAUUGUACCUGUUAUAAUAAUAAAUAAUAACCCAACAUAAA
Messenger RNA from Thrips palmi, 1681 nucleotides. RefSeq lists its product as uncharacterized. The record is from RefSeq and is a predicted model, not a curated record. The coding region runs from base 230 to 1216 and encodes 328 amino acids. Lineage: Eukaryota; Metazoa; Arthropoda; Insecta; Thysanoptera; Thripidae. The transcript is spliced from 9 exons.